Molecule: messenger RNA, 859 nt
Organism: Pocillopora verrucosa
Lineage: Eukaryota; Metazoa; Cnidaria; Anthozoa; Scleractinia; Pocilloporidae
Biological process (GO): regulation of apoptotic process
Molecular function (GO): protein binding
Source: RefSeq, a predicted model, not a curated record
GUCGUCAAGAAGAGGUCCUUCUGGAAACAGAAGAUCUUUUCCAUCUUCGUUCAGCUUGAUGAAAUACCAAUAUCCUCAAGUCUUUAAGAGCUUUAUAGUUCAACUUGUAAAGUCUUUGAGCAACGAUGAUCGUGCAGCUUUUAGCUUUUUAUGUUUGGGUUAUAUUCCUGAUUCGAUUUUAGGUGGCGACAUGGCUAUUGAUGCUGAGUUAUUUAAGGUAAUCAGGUCUCUUCUAAAUGCACAGGAAUUAUCUUCCACCAACAUGUCACUGUUAAAGGAUAUCCUUAAAGAUAUAGGCCGUAUCGAUUUGUUGCAAGAGCUGGAAAAAGUGGAAUUAAAAAUCUCAAUUGGGGUUGUUUUGGAAAAUUACGUGAGGUUUAAAUCUGUCGAUGGCUUUCGCCGUGACACUGAGACGAAGCCUCCUGAUAACCUCAGCGAUGUUCUGGAACAUUUACUUACCACCAAACAAAAUAACCAGGAGAUGAUAUCGCAACUUCUUGAACCGCUAAGGCAAAUUAGUGACUGUCAUCAGAUACUACACGCGUUCAUUCAUGAAACUCCGCCGUCUUGGUCAGAGUUUACAGUCUUACUGGUUGUCAUUUGUGAGUUAUAUGCUGCUUGUACCCCAAAUUCAAGAGAUGUGGAGUUUUUGGAAGAUGGUUAUUAUGUGUGUUGGUUCACCAAAACCGAAACAUGCAAGUUAUUAUCAGAUUGGAUGUUUACAAAUGGUGGUUUGAAAACAUACAAAGAAUUCGUCAAGGAGAAGAAAGGAGCAGCCAUUAGUGAAUCUGUGUUAUUCUCCAUGAAAGAAUCUGUUGGUGAAAAUAUCAAGCUACUCAGAAAACGGGUCGAUCUAUAA